UGAACGUUAGAUGGACACAGUGUCGGCACUCAAUAGGCCAGUGUAAAAUAUGCUCUGAUAUGUUUGUGGUUAUAUUUUAACAGUGUGAAUAUUGUGCAGUAAAAUGACGUCAAUAUUGAGGAAUUGUUGGAAAUUGUCGCGGAAUUUGUCAAUCGCCACUUCAAAACGUUAUGCCAUCACUUCUCCGUCGUCGGUGCGAUGGAACACCACUACGACUACCACUAGUGAGGAAACGAGAAAAACGGAAUCUCGUCCUACGGUACGCAAAUCAAGUCAUGUUGAUGUUGAACAUUUGACAAAUUUUGGUCAUUACAUUGCUGAUUGUUUGCCAAAGUACAUACAGCAAAUUCAGUUGACUGCUGGCGAUGAGCUGGAAUUGCACAUUGUCCCUGAUGGGAUUAUUCCUACAUUUACAUUUUUGAAGAAUCAUCAUAAUACACAAUUUGUCAAUCUGUCAGAUAUCACUGCAUUAGAUGUACCCAGUAGAGAAUUCAGAUUUGAGAUUGUUUACAAUCUACUGUCAUUGCGGUACAACUCACGUAUCAGAGUUAAAACUUAUACUGAUGAAUUGACACCUAUUGAAUCCAUUUACAGCGUAUUUAAAGUUGCUGAUUGGUAUGAACGAGAAGUAUGGGAUAUGUUUGGUGUGUUUUUCUCAAAUCAUCCUGAUCUCCGUAGGAUUCUGACAGAUUACGGCUUUGAAGGUCAUCCACUGAGAAAAGAUUUUCCACUCAGUGGUUAUGUCGAGGUGCGAUACGACGACGAACAUAAGAGAAUAGUAGUUGAGCCACUUGAGUUGACCCAGGAAUUCCGUAAGUUUGAAUUAGCGGCACCGUGGGAACAAUUCCCCAACUUCAGAGAUGCUCCAGAAGCUGCUGAGCCUGUUUCAAAAGAAAAGUAACCACGUCUACUUAGAUCAUAAUUAUAGUCCAAAAAAGACGAAGUGAGCUUCUCAGUGCCCAGCAUGUCGGCCAUGAUGACCGCAGUGAUGCCGACGUAGAUCCCAGACGCUAAUCCGAAGAAGCCGCAGUAGACGGAGAGCAUGGUGUACGUGUUAGAAGUGGGCAGAAUAGCCAAGGAAAUGCCGGAGGCUAGUAAACCACCAACAAAGUACCAGUGUUUGGGCAUGAUCUUGAUGUCAGAGAGGGCAGAGCCACCGAUACGACCCACUAGGUCUAACAUAGACACAAUGGACAAUAACAAAGACGCAGAACUUUUAUCGAAACCCAGAGAGAUGGCGUAGGCCGGCAGUAGUAUAACGAAAUUGGUGUAGCUGACGGCGUUGGUGGAAUUGGAAAUGAGGAUGACGAGGUAGAUGGGAUCCUUGAGUAGACUGAAGUCGAAGAACUUGUUCCGGUUGUGGUCUUCGUUGUCUUCCUUGUUACGACGUUCAGUCGUUUUCCGGGAGAAUGUGUUGGAGAUCGCAUUUAGCGUCAGCGUGGACGCGCGUUCCGGGUGCAGUGCUGAUAACGUGCUGCCGUGAUACGGUGUGCUGACGUAGUUGAAGGACGACGUGCUAGGCGAUUGCAGCGGCGAACGCGCCUUGGAGUACUUGGCGCUGCCAUCGAGGACACUUCCACGUUCCGGUACGGUGUGCAACGUCGGUGUGCUAUGCAUUUGGCCGCUGAUCUCGCGCCCAGUGGGCAUGCUGAUCUUUCUUGUGCGACCCUGUACCGGUGUAUUCUUGUAGUAUUCCAAGGCGACGCUCGAUGCGCUUUUCGGCACGAUCGGCGCGGCUUUUUCGUUGGACUGAUUGGACGACAGUAACUGGUGAUUACCGUUUUCUGUUUGCUCGGGACUACUGGUGACGGUCGCCGACAUGGUCUCCCCGUUAUCGGGUUCAUUACAGUCAGCUGAUGGCCGUGCUGGUACCAUGUGCCAUUCCACUGGAUGGUACAAGAGCGCGCUCGCCCAAACAUUCAACGUAACGGCGCCCAUAAUCAAUACCGCGCCUCUGAAAACGAACAAACGAAAGAUAAUCGGUCGUAUCAUGCUCCGUAACAGUGUAGCCUGAUAACUCACGAAUAUUUAUCAGCCCGCAUCUGGCUGCAGCUAGAAAUUAACUAGCAUUUUUUAACCACGAUGAGCCUACCUGUAACCGUACUCUCUCAGCAGAAAACCGAGAACAGGCGGAAGAAAUAUCGAGCCUAGCGCGCUGCCGGAUAUACAGAGUCCGUUGGCGAGUCCUCGUAGCCGUACAAAAUAAGAUGUCACGAUAUAUACAGUCGGAGGAAACGCCAGUCCUGCUCCCGUACCCACCAGUACACCAUAACUAGAAGCAAAGAGAUAAUUACGUAAAAAUGUUCACGUAUAUUCGUUGCAUAAUAGCAACGAAUUGUGCAACAAAUAUUUUGAAAUAUAUUUAAAUACGUCGACGAAUACGAAUUUGUGUCCUGGAAGGAAGAAAUUUUACUAAUCAAACAAAAGUGUUUUAGAUUUUAUAUUAGAGAAGAAUAAUUUAUUUUGUACAUAUUUUAUGAUAAAUUGGCAGAAAUUGUAGAAGACUCCGGAAGAGAGAAGUUUCAUUUAAUUUUUAUUCAUUUAUUCAUAAUCGAAAUUGCGACACCGAUUUUUUGAAGAUAUUCUCUACAUAUGCCAAUCUAGCCAAGCACGGUUUUAAAGAAAAAAAAAUCAAAUUACCUAACGCAUAAGAAGGCCACAGAGUUAGCGAAAUAGCUCAGCAUCAUCCCCGCCGCGGCGAAUGUUCCUCCUAACAGAGUCACUGUGCGAUAAGAAAACUUGACAGAAAGUACACUAGAGAGUGGACCUAAAACAAAGAGAGAACCUGCUUGAUCCUGGAUUCAAUAGAGGAAACGAUAUCAAAUGGAAAGAUUUGAGUUCUUACCCAGUGAGCUGUACAGGAAAUAACAAAGCGCUGGUAUCCAUGCAGCUGCCGCCGGUGACGCAUUGAAUACUUCGAGGAAUUCGACGAACAGCACUCCGAAAGACUUGACGGUGCCUGGAAUAAGGAGAUUGACCAUAACGGAGGCCAGGAGCACCAGCCAUCCCCAGCCGCCGUCCGGUGGGACUAAUUGUUCUUCUUCCUUCGCAUCUUUCUCUGUAAAUGCAAACGAAAGCUUAGCACUUUAGACUUUGUAUCUCUUUACAUUUUAUAUCAGAGAAGAACGAACAAUUUCUUUUGUAUAAACUUUAUGAUUUAUAGUGGAAUAUUCGAAGAUCUUGGCAAGAUUAGCGAAGAGAAUCACGAGGGCGUAGAAAUUCGUAUGUUCUUCUGACGAAUUUCCUGCCGAUAGUUGUUUCAUUUGUAAACGGAAUACGGGAAAAUGAACAACAGUUUGCACAUUAGUAAUUCCUGUGUAAACAGUUCGCGAACUGAGCAAACGAUAGCAAUUAGUCAAACAAUGAUCAAAUGAUAACUAAUCUUCUCUCAAUGUGUGCUUUGUAGAAACCUGUUCCGACGAUAAGAACAUGAAAAUUGAUAUGUUAAUGGAUCGUGAAUGAUACUAGCUUCCUCCUCUCGUAUUGACUUACGAGUGAGGAGAAAUGAAACUUGUUCAACGACACUGUGAACAGGUGGACAAUUGUUAAAAUAAUGUGUAAUAAGCGCAUAGAACGUAAUACAAAAAAUGCCGAUGUAUGUUAAAAAA
Molecule: messenger RNA, 3608 nt
Organism: Odontomachus brunneus
Lineage: Eukaryota; Metazoa; Arthropoda; Insecta; Hymenoptera; Formicidae
Gene: ND-30
Product: NADH dehydrogenase [ubiquinone] iron-sulfur protein 3, mitochondrial
Exons: 6
Coding region: 104-901 (265 amino acids)
Molecular function (GO): NADH dehydrogenase (ubiquinone) activity
Source: RefSeq, a predicted model, not a curated record